AUGUUCCCUCGCACUCACCGCACGUCCUGUUUGUGCCGUGUCCCGCAGCCACGGCCCCUCGUGGGGCCCACAGGGAUGCUCGGUGCCCCAGAUGAGCCGGGUGCCCUGCCCUGGGGCGGAUGCCUCCAGGCUGUGGGUGCCUACAAGUGCAUCCAGUGCCCCCAGGUUAGGACACCCCAGGUGUGGGUGCCCCAAUGGUCGCAGUGCUCUGGCAGGGAUAACCUGGAUGUUGGAGCCCCCCACCAAUCCCCCCGCGGGUGGCUGUGCAGCACCAGGAGCGGCAGCCCCGCCCGCGGGCCCCCUUGGCUGCGCGCACCCCGAGCAGCGGUGCCCGGGGCCGGCCCCGCGGGUGCCGUGGGCGGGUGCCCCGGCGGGCCGGGCCGUGCCGGGCCGUGCCGCGGUGCCGCGCCGAGCGGCGGGCGGGGAUGCUGCUGCUGCCGCCGCCGCCGCCGCCGGCUCCCCCGCCCGCCCCGCGCCGCCGCCGCAGCCCCGCCAGACGCAGCGCGGCUCGGAGCGCGCACGGAGCCUCCCGCAGCCGCCGCCAUGGCCCGGAACCGCCGGGACAGGAGCAGCUGGGGUAGCUUUGCAGACAAGACUUACGAGUGGAGCUCCGAGGAGGAGGAAUCCGUGAGGAAGGCAGGGCCAGUGCAGGUGCUCAUUGUCAAAGAUGACCACUCCUUUGAGCUGGACGAGGCCGCCCUGAACCGCAUCCUCCUCUCCGAGGCUGUCAGAGAUAAGGAGGUCGUGGCUGUGUCCGUGGCUGGAGCUUUUAGGAAAGGAAAAUCAUUCCUGAUGGACUUCAUGCUGCGGUACAUGUACAAUAAGGAAGCAGUGGACUGGGUUGGGGAUUACAAUGAGCCUCUGACUGGUUUCUCCUGGAGGGGCGGCUCCGAGCGGGAGACGACCGGGAUUCAGAUAUGGAGCGAGGUUUUCCUGGUGGACAAGCCCGAUGGCACCAAGGUUGCGGUGCUGCUGAUGGACACGCAGGGCACCUUUGACAGCCAGUCCACCCUAAGGGACUCAGCCACCGUGUUUGCCCUCAGCACCAUGAUCAGCUCCAUCCAGGUUUAUAACUUGUCCCAGAAUGUGCAAGAGGAUGAUCUGCAGCACUUGCAGCUGUUCACCGAGUACGGCCGGCUGGCCAUGGAGGAGACAUUCCAGAAGCCUUUCCAGUCCCUUAUAUUCCUUGUUCGUGACUGGAGCUUCCCUUAUGAAUUUUCCUAUGGAUCUGAUGGUGGUGCAAGAUUUUUGGAGAAGAGGCUGAAGGUGUCAGGCAAUCAGCACGAAGAGCUGCAGAAUGUCAGGAAGCACAUCCAUUCCUGCUUCACCAAAAUCUCCUGCUUCCUCUUACCUCACCCCGGCCUCAAAGUCGCCACCAACCCCAAUUUCGAUGGAAAACUGAAAGAAAUAGACGAUGAAUUCAUCAAGAACUUAAAGAUUUUGAUUCCUUGGCUUCUUAGUCCCGAGAACCUGGAUGUUAAGGAGAUCAAUGGAAACCAUAUCACCUGUCGAGGCCUUGUGGAGUAUUUUAAGGCAUACAUAAAGAUCUACCAAGGGGAGGAGUUGCCACACCCCAAAUCGAUGCUGCAGGCCACAGCAGAAGCCAACAAUUUAGCAGCAGUUGCCACUGCCAAAGACACCUACAGCAAGAGGAUGGAGGAGGUGUGUGGAGGUGACAAACCCUUCCUGGCUCCCAGCGACCUGCAGACCAAACACGCGGAGCUGAAGGAAGAGGCCGUGCGGCUUUUCCGCGGCGUCAAGAAGAUGGGAGGGGAGGAGUUCAGCCGCCGCUACCUGCAGCAGCUGGAGGCUGAAAUUGACGAGCUCUACAUCCAGUACAUCAAACACAACGACAGCAAGAACAUCUUCCACGCCGCCCGCACCCCGGCCACGCUCUUCGUCGUCAUCUUCAUCACCUACGUCCUGGCCGGCGUCACCGGCUUCAUUGGCUUGGACAUCAUAGCCAGCCUGUGCAACAUGAUUCUGGGCUUGACACUUAUCACACUCUGUACCUGGGCUUAUAUCAGAUACUCUGGGGAGUACAGAGAGCUGGGAGCUGUAAUAGAUCAAGUGGCUGCAGCCUUGUGGGAUCAGGGAAGCACGAAUGAGGCUUUGUACAAGCUGUACAGCGCGGCCGCCACCCACAGACACCUGUACCACCACGCCUUCCCCGCCCCGCGGGCCGAGCCGGCCGAGGGCUCCGAAAGGAAGAAGGUUUAGGCACCGCGGAUCCCGCAGCCCCGGCUCCCCCGGGAGCGGCAGCCUCGCCCCGUCCGUCCCCGAGCCCGCCGGGAGCAGCGCCGCGGCCCCGGCCCCGUGUACAUACGGCACUGCCGCAGCCCAGAGCUUUGCUUUGGCACAGCCGGCGACUCCCAGCUCCUUUAUGAAGCCUUAUUUCCCCUUUCUUCAUUAGUCACCACCGAGAAAACGAUAAUUAACGUGAUACCGCGACUAAAAAGGCCGAAGCUUAUCCAAAAGUCAAUUUAUUUCAGGUACUUGAAGAAGUUAUAACAUGUAACCACGUUAUUUUUUUUUCCCUUCGUUUAACUGUUUAAUUCCAUGAACAUAAUUAAAAUGUAUUAACUUGCUUUAUCAGACACUGUAAGGGCACUUCUGCUAUGGUCUGUUAAGGGUGCUGUGAGGAACGCGGCCCUCUCUGUUUGUCUGCACAAAGUGUCACUUUGUAGCUGUGCUGGAGGAAGUUUCACUGUAUUUCUGUACAUAUUUAUCCAUGAUAGUGCAUAGGAUGUGUGGUACACUUCUAUUCUUUUAUUGUCAGGGUUAUUAAAGUUUGCUUUUGGUUCCUAAGAA
Poecile atricapillus (Black-capped chickadee) is the source of this 2811-nucleotide messenger RNA. RefSeq names its product atlastin GTPase 1 (gene ATL1). NCBI's taxonomy places the organism in Eukaryota, Metazoa, Chordata, Aves, Passeriformes, Paridae. The record is from RefSeq and is a predicted model, not a curated record. The coding region runs from base 1 to 2220 and encodes 739 amino acids. Gene Ontology annotation, biological process: endoplasmic reticulum organization; protein homooligomerization. The transcript is spliced from 14 exons. Gene Ontology annotation, molecular function: GTPase activity; GTP binding.